AUGACGGUCAUCGGCCCCUUGACGACAACAUUCAGGCAACCGGCAAGUUGCACAACAACUGCACCGCAGAUCUAUCAGGUCUUUGCCGAUGACAAGAGCUACAACUUCACCCAAGGGCCGCUCUUCCCGGCCAGCAGCAGCUGCUUCCCGAGCGGGUACAACGCGUCGCCGACGAAUUACUACUCGCCCGGUUUCUGCCCGUAUGGAUACACGGCAGCGUGCUCGAGCCUGAAUCAGGUGAAGACGGAGACGGAGACGGCCGUCAUUUGCUGUCCGACGUACGUGGGGAUUUCAAUUUGA
Messenger RNA from Lasiosphaeria miniovina, 300 nucleotides. RefSeq lists its product as uncharacterized. The coding region runs from base 1 to 300 and encodes 99 amino acids. The record is from RefSeq and is a predicted model, not a curated record. The transcript has a single exon. NCBI's taxonomy places the organism in Eukaryota, Fungi, Ascomycota, Sordariomycetes, Sordariales, Lasiosphaeriaceae.